This is a messenger RNA of Podarcis raffonei (Aeolian wall lizard), 1374 nucleotides long. Its product is annotated as ras-related and estrogen-regulated growth inhibitor-like protein. The record is from RefSeq and is a predicted model, not a curated record. NCBI's taxonomy places the organism in Eukaryota, Metazoa, Chordata, Lepidosauria, Squamata, Lacertidae. Bases 90 to 704 code for a protein of 204 amino acids. Gene Ontology annotation, molecular function: GTPase activity; GTP binding. The transcript is spliced from 5 exons.
AGCGCAUCUGCCCUGCGUGGAAGUUUGUGGUUCGGAUCGCUUUAAGUGCCUGAAUAAAAUCAGCCGGGGGCCGGGCUGCUUUUUCAAGAAUGAAUGAAAUGAAAGUAGCAGUUUUGGGCAGCGAAGGAACAGGCAAAUCUGCCCUUACAGUACGCUUUCUGACCAGGCGCUUCAUUGGAGAAUAUGCUUCUGACUCUGAGUGCAUCUAUACAAAGCACGUUUGUCUGGAAGGAAAGCCGAUCAACCUGGAAAUAUAUGAUCCUUGUUCACAACCUCGACGGGGGAAGUUGUCCCUCACUGAUGAGCUCCACUGGGCAGAUGGGUUUGUGGUUGUGUACGCAAUCAGUGACAGAGCCUCCUUUGCCUUUGCAAAAGCCUUGCUGUACCGGAUACGAGAGUGCCACAUGUCGGGCUGCAAAAGGGCUGCAGACUCCACUGUCAUUUUAGUUGGGAACAAGCAAGAUCUGUGCCAUAUGCGUGAAGUUGGCUGGGAGGAAGGGCAAAAGUUGGCCCUGGACUACAAAUGCCAAUUCUGCGAACUGUCUGCGGCGGAACAUUGUCAGGAAGUGGCAGCCAUGUUCACCAAAGUCCUGAAGAACGUCACCUCAAAUGCUAAGGGGAAGGAGAAAAGGCGGCCUAGCGGGUCAAAAUCUAUGGCCAAACUGAUCAACAACAUGUUUGGGAAGAGGAGGAAGUCUGUUUAAGGGAAGGUCCUCCAGCCGUGAUCAGGGCAGGAAGAAGAUGCACACAAACGAAGACCUAGUCAGCAUGGAGAUUUUACUCCAGUGAAUUUCAUUUCUAAAGAGCUUCAUUUGAAAGGAAGCCAUAGAGCAAUAUUGAAUCAUUCACACAUUGCUUGAAGUCUGAUGGAUGGUUGACUCUCAUAGGGAACUGUGACCUGUCUCCGCUGAAAAGAGUUGUAUUUGAGUUGACACAUAACACAAAAGUUCUGCCUGCAGUGAUUGAAAUAUGAUGGCAGAUCCAGACAUGCACAUUUUUUGCUGCUACCACCAAUGGGUAGGCAAGAAGGCUUUCUUGACCCAGCUGAUGUUAGUCAAAACUGAGUCCAAUUGAAAGCAAUGGGACCUUAGCUAACAGUAGAAAAUGACAUUGAGCUGGACUUGGGCUGGAUCUAGACACAUCAAAGAAACGCUUCAGAAAAAUGUGUUGUAACCGUUAUAAUGAGAAAUCGUGAUGGCAAAAAUGGAACUCCACAGUGCCAUCUGGUGUCACAGUGUUAUAUUGCAUGUAAAAUGCCUAAAAAAUGCUUUUUCUUUACCAAUCUAGCUGAGUCCUAGGACCAGGAUCAAUGUGUCAACAAGGCUGAGAAGGAUACAUUGUGUGGAGACUAGGCCCCCGUCUGCACUAUAUAUA